Messenger RNA from Linum trigynum, 3960 nucleotides. NCBI's taxonomy places the organism in Eukaryota, Viridiplantae, Streptophyta, Magnoliopsida, Malpighiales, Linaceae. The record is from the annotation of a GenBank genome assembly.
CAUCCCAUUAUAACCAUAUAACCUCCCAAGAAAAUGGACAUAGCAGCUGCAGCCUCCAUGCUGUCAACCUCCACCUUUCAUCAUCAUCAUCCAUUGCUGCCCGGCCGCCGGCGGAGACCCUCAGCUGUUCUCGCUUCCUUAAGCGGAAGCGGCGGAGGCGGCCGAGCGGAGAACGAGGGCAGGGGAGCGGUGGACGAGAGCUUGGUGGUGCUAAGGAUGCGGAUCAAGGAGUUGAAGGCGGCGGAGAGGUGCGACCACCCGCCGUCCCAUUGGAUGGAAUGGGAGAAGCGCUACGCCGCACACAACGCCUACGGCUCCGACGUCUGCCACGCCGUGGGGAUGCUCCAGAACCGCCUGAUGGACUCCAGGCCCAGCCUGGCGCUGGGAGCGGCGGUGGUCGUGCUGCUGAGCUUGCUGUUCUCCGCCGGGGUUGUUUUGGUCUGCGGUGUCGAGAUUGUCAGGCGAAUCCUCGGUUGCGUCUCCUGGCUGUUCUUCCUCAAUUUAUAAUUAAACUAAUCAUUAAUUUCGUUUUCACAACAUUAGUAUUUGUACGCGCCAAGAUCGAGUAUAACUCACGCCGAGUCGCUGACGCGUACUCAAAUUUCCCAACCAUGAUUAAUAUAUAUAUUUCCUUCACCAAAAAUCUGAAAUCCCCAUCAAAAUGACAGGUUUGGGUAGUUAUAAUCACUGCUUUUACCAAAAUAUGUCAUGUGUUCAUACUACAAAAAAUGCCAUGUUCACGAUUUUGUCUUUGAGUGAAGCUUUUAGGUGAAGAUUCGUGAUGGUUUCUAGGUAAAAGUACUCAUUAAUCUUAGUUGUGAGAUUUUGAAAUUUAUGGUUAGGCUUUAAUUUAGAAUAUUUCCUUUGGUUUACGCCAUAAAUUAAGUCGGCGAUUUUCUCGUAUCAAUGACACAUCGUAGGCUUAGUUAUAACAAGAAAUACUAUAUGAUGUCUACAAAACACUAUAUAGCAAUGUCAAAAAACAACUUUUGACACGUCACCCCUUGCUGCAAUUAGCGCACAGUUCGGAGGGUCUGUAUUGUAAAUUCAGACUCCGUUAAUUUUUUUUUGUGUGAAAGUCUCUAUUUCUUCGUUGUUGAGUGUAUCCACUCUCCCACCGGAACAAUCGCCGACUCUCCUUCCGGGAAAGCUCCCGUCGUUAAAUCCCCCAAUCUACUACCAGAACCUAUCUCAAUUGCGGCUCUUCCCACCACAAUCUGAAAUCGAAAUCAUUUGCCUUAUUUUUUGUCUGUCUCAAUCUGAGCGAAUUCCCACCGGGCGACUCAUCGAAGUUCAUCUCAUCUCUAAUCUUCUGUUCAGCGAUACUCAAUCUGAAAUCCCCCAUCGUCGCCCUCUCUCUACGUCGGCGUUCGUCCCUGUGUAUGUUCGCAUAUGCUCUACGUUGGCAAGUCCUAGAAAACAAAUCCAUCUCGCACUUGAUGUCCCCGUCUGUGUCGCGGCUCAAUCUGUCUCUCUCGCCGUCUCACUCCUGCAAUCUCUCGCUCAAUCUCGCUGGCCGUCUUGCAUUGCUUGGAGUUCAAGUUUGAGGUUCGUAUCUCUUUGUAAAUUUCAUUUUAAAUUGCCAAAAGGUUGUUGGCUUAAGUGGUUAAUGUGUUUGAACUGCAAUUUGUGGUUUAUAUGCACCAUGGUUAGGUGUACUGUGAGAUCACAGGAACUCGAUUGGAUUUCCGAGUACUAUUCACCUAGGAUGAAGGCGACGAUGAAUUUUGAUGUUCUAUGAUAUGUAAUUUUUCGGAUUAAUGUUUGACUUUUGAAAGUUUUGAUCUUUUCUUUUUUCGGUUUAUCUUAUUCGUUUCCCAGUUAUGGAUAGGACACAAGCAUGUCAUUGGAUCCAUCAAUUAUAGGUGUUGCUCUGGCUAGAGGUAGAGUUGCUAUGAAGGGAAGACACAAAUCAUUUUGUUUACUUGGUCUCAUUAGUUAAAUUCCCUCAACUAAUAUUUUGUUUAUCUUAUACUCAAUAUGUUGCCUUUUUACUUGAAAGUGGCAGCUUCAAGCACGAUAUAAUUAUUUUCUUUCACUUCACUAUAGAACCUAUUUGAUUUCCUUUCAUCAAUAUAAACUACAAACUGUUUUGUUCUAUGUAGUAUGUAACAUGAGAGCUUACUUUCAUCUUCUGAAGCCGCCUUACACGCAUCCUCCCUUACAUUACUAAGAACAUGAUCUGCAUGUCUCUCUUGCUGCUCCAGUUCUUCAACACUUGACAAAGGACGAUUUGAGCUAGUUUUACUUUGGUGAAUUCCACUUUCUAGAAAUCUAUGGAAAUGAGUGCUUCCUCAUUCGAACAUGGUACAUACUUUUUCCCUUUCUUUCUUCGUCAACAUUAGCAUCAUCAUCUAUUCAGCUUCUUGAAAUCGGCAAUGUGCCCCUCACGUAUAAUUCCAUUCACUGCAAAUGUUGGUGCAGAUUCAUUAUGCAUUCUCAUCUUAAUUCAAGAAAGUAGUUGAUCCUUUCGACUUGCAUACUACUUAGAUUCCUUCUAAAGUGUAGUGGAAUCUUUACUCUAUGUAUUCUCAUUUGAUGCUUGAUUUGUAUGUCUAUUAUACAAAUCACUUAUGUCCAUUCUUGGUCCCUAUUACGGUAUAAUUAAUCACUUAAUGAUUUAAUUUUGGUGAGGAACUUGCAGAACCAGUGAUGGUUUUGCUUGCAAAGUUGGUGAAAUAUGUAAAGUUUCUUAGUAUUGAGUUCUAUAGGAUUGAUUAAAGCUUUGAAUGUUGUUGGUCCCAUUGAAAUCUUAGCAGACCAUACUUUCUUCUUCUUUCCUUAUCCACAUUUCAGAUUUGUUCAAGCAAUUUAUGGUAAAGUUAAAGUCAGUGAUUCUUUCUUCAUCUUUUGCUGAUGUGGUACUUAUGCGGUAAUGCCAACAAAAUAGUAGCUGAAAUAUGUGAAUUCAUAUGCUUAUUGGUGCGAUAUUAGCCUGCCAGUUUGAACUUAAAGUGAAAUUUAAGUUUGCCAAUUUAAGCAAUUUAAGGUUUCUCGAAUGUAGUUGCAACUAAUUUCAAUACUCGAAAGUUGGACAUUUGCAUUUGGUUUUGAUUGAUUCAGAGUUAGCUAUAGUGAGAAUCAAUUCAAAAAGAAUCUGCCUUGGUAGUUGCGCUCUAACUUUUAUUAGUUCUAUUGUUUUGAAUGUGUUAUUUACAGGGGUAAGAUAUUUGGGCUAUAAUCACUCUUUUUUGGUUUCCUAUCCAGCUUGAGAGAACAAGAAUUCUAUGAAAUCAGGUUAUUUCAAGAGUAAACAAAUUUGGUUGCUGCAAAUUUGGAGGAAACCUGCAAUACUAAUCCAAGUCUUGAAGAGAGUACAUUAAAGAGGAAGAAAUUGAUGGACUCUGACACUAAGAUAGUAGAGUAGUAUUGCUGGAACUAAGGUCCACUUUAUGAAAUGUAUUUUUAGUACUUCGCAAACGGUUGGAUUUUCAUAAAAUUUAGACUUACAUUGUAAAUAGUUUCAGCUUUCACGUUUUGGUUAUCCUUCUUCAUGGACAAUUGGAAUUACAGGUUGAAAUUAGUAUGAAUUUGUGUGUACAUAAUAAUAGCAGCUUAGUUGAGUGUGUGUAUAACAACAAUAACAACUUGGAUGUGCGAGUUUAUGCUAGCUGCAACUUGCAUUUUCGUGUUGAUUUUUGUAAAAACAGCGAAAAUUGUUAAGUAUAAGUUUAGGGAAGGUUUGAAAGUUGCGAUUGUUUUGGUGAGAUUGUUACUAUACAUGUAUUGUUUAUUAUGCAUCAUUUUUUAUUAUCAGAACCAACACAUGAAUUAUUUUUGUGAUGCGACAAACACUAUUACUCAAAAUGAGUGAUUGUUAUAUCUCAACUUUGGUUGAGUUGAGAUUGUUUUGUCUCAGCUUUUAUCUCAUGUGACAUACACAAUCUGACAAUCACAGAUAUAUACCAAACAUUGUAUUUUACAAUGCAUCAAAUUUGACAAUACAUUUAUGCAAUUGUU